This is a messenger RNA of Cyprinus carpio (common carp), 8898 nucleotides long. It is a transcript of the gene cplane1, whose product is annotated as ciliogenesis and planar polarity effector 1. The record is from RefSeq and is a predicted model, not a curated record. Gene Ontology annotation, biological process: cilium assembly. Lineage: Eukaryota; Metazoa; Chordata; Actinopteri; Cypriniformes; Cyprinidae. Gene Ontology annotation, cellular component: ciliary transition zone.
CACGCGUCUGCUUCUAUGGCAACGCAGCGGGAAUCAUGGGAAUUGCAUUCGCUGUUUGGAAAACCGGAAGUGGAGGGAGAUUCGAAAAACAGCGGAAUAAACCGAGUCGGAAUGUGUUUAUUAAAGUCAUGGCACGAUGCCGGAUGCUGUAGGAUACAGACCGACUCUGAAACUCACCGUCAGUGCCGAGGAUGGAAGUGAAGUUGGAGGUUUUGUUGUCGUCCGGCAUCAAGCGCAGAAAGCCGUGGCCCAGAUUCUGCUGGCUGGGCAGGGAAAAGGAGGGUGUGUUUCUGUUGGAUGACAGCCGGAUCAGCGAAAUACAUCUGGUUUCGGGACGGACCAAAAAGAAGACCCCAAAGCUCCAGCCGCUGUUGCAGAGCGUGGUGACCAUGUCAGCGUCUCAGGAUGGCGUGCUGCUGGUUCUUCUUCUCCCCUCAGAACAUCUCUUCCUGUGGAACAAAGACAGGGAUUCGCUGAAGACGGUCUCGGCUGUUCCUGAGGUUCAUCAGCUGCUCUCUUCCGUCCGAGGUACUGCGACGCGGCUUUCUCUGCUGGUUUCGGAGAACGCACACAGAGUUUUCCUGGCCGCUCUCACAGGACAGGUGUUCCUCUGGGAAUGCUCUUCUCCUCAGGAUCUGAGCGGCCCGCGGGACAACACGGUCCCGGGACGCUGGAGUCAGAUAUCAGACCACGAGAACAUUCAGCUGCCCUCCACAACAGACAAAGAGGCUUCGGUUCAUAGUGUGUUUGUGAAGAACCAGGCAGUUGGUGACGUGUGUCUGAGCGCAUUUGUCUUCGUUGCCGAAGCGCAGCUCAUCGUCACCUUUCUGAAGAUCCAGUGGGACUCGACGUGGGACAACAAACUCCGUUCAGCAGGUUUCAGAGUUGCCUGGAUCUCUCAGUCGUUCCCGCUCAACCAGCUCCUGCCUCCGUGUAAACCGGUGAAGUCCAGAGGCGCUCUGAUCCCAGCAUUCUCUCCUGACGGUCGACUCCUCGCCGUCGUCCUCAACCAGAAAGACCCGCAGGCGACGCAGGUGCUGUUCAUCAGCACUCAGAACUUUGUGACCGUGUCCAGUCUGUUAGGAGGAUGUGGCGUUAAGACGCUCAGAAUAGCAGCUAAAUAUGUGAGGUCAUACUGGGCCGGUUCUGUGAGCUGGACUCCAGAAGGGCUUUAUCUGGCCUGUGUGCUGAAGAGAGGCUCUCUGCUCCUGCUGGCGCGUCUCGGUGGACUCGUCUCUCUGUCCACUACAGGAUGCAGCGUUGAGUUCGGUGCGGCCCACUUCCUGCCUCUUCACCCGCUGGUCACCUUCAGCCCCUUCACACACACAACACCACAGCCUCCACAUCCACAGCGUCUCUCCCCGACACCACGAAACAGACAGCUAUACUCCGUCACGUGGCAUCCUCGCCAGCCGCUCCUCAUCGUGUCCGACGGCUACAUGGUGACUGUGCUCAGGAUGAGCGAGCGGCCGUCUGCUGCCGCCGUGAUGAGCGCCGCCCUGCUGGACGCUGCGCAGGGACUGGAGCACAUACGGAGGGUCCUGGGCUCGUCUCAGCCUCAGUUCAGGUCCUGGCUGGAGUCCAUGUCCACGCUGACGUUCACAGGAAGUCUUCAGCCUCUUAAAGAGAAAGAAACGCCGCUGUCUACUCUACCUCUGUACCUGCAGGACACAGCAGACCUCACACAAUACACUGAGAGAACUCAGGAUGAGGAAGACCAUGAUUCUGAUGAAGGUCCGUAUACCUGCUCACGCACUGAAGACGGAGGCAAGCUGGAGUUUGCGUCUAUGUUUGACACUCUUCACGCUCGGUCACAAACACACCCAGAGCCGUCGUCCUCGGGUCUGCAGGGCGAUCUGGACAGGGUUCACAGGAGCCUCACGAGAGCCUGGGCUCUGGGCGUUUCUCUGGGCGGCUCUGUCCAGCAGAGAGAGCGUCUCCUCAAGUACACCGUGCUCUGUGUGGCUCGCCUCGUGAACCUCCUCCGGGUCAGAGCCUCCGCUGACAGGAAGAGCAGGAGCACGUGGGUCACUCACGCCCUUCACACCCUCGGGACUCUGCUGUCCUUUCUCCCGUGGGACGCCGAACGCACCGCAGGCCGCGGCUGUCUUGGCAUCACUGUAGAGCUCACUAGAUGUUUCGUGGACAUGUUUGUCCCGCUUUCCUCCGCCGAUUUAACACUUUCCUCCCAGAACUUUAGCGCAGCGCUCGUCGUCCUCCAGCGAGCGUCUCAGUGUGUGGAUCAGACGUACAGCCUUCCGCCGAGAGCAGUGCAUCAUGGGAAGGACGGCCAGCUGACAUAUUCCUCUGACAUGUUUUCUGUCCCACUGUUACAAGACGACGUUGAUGCUGAUGCCGAGACAGGAGCACAAACAGCACCUUCUAAUAGGUUGGUGGUGAUCUGGCGUGAGGUGUACAGAAGGGCUUUGUGGUACCGGGAGGAAUUACUUCACCGCAGAGGCGUAAAAAAUGAGCUGGAGAAGAUGUCAGUUAUUAUACCUCAAAUCCAGCAAGCUUUACAGUCAGCUGGAGACCGUCUGGAGGAGAGCCACACACUGCGCAGUUUCAGCGGUGAACAGCACUUUAUUUUAGGAGAAUAUACAGAGAGCGUUCAGGUUUGGAGGACUCAGCUGAGGGCAGAGAGACGGAGAGUCGGUCCGAUGACGUGUUACCUGGAGACUCGCUGCUGCCUGGCUCUUCUCUACACGCUGCUCUUCCAGUAUCGACUGCGAGAGGCUCAAGGUCUGUGUGACCGUCUGGCACGUCAGUUACAGACACGAGCAGGACGACAGGAAGAGGAAACGCAAGGAGAGGCUGAUGAGGGUCCGGUGGGGCGUGAAGCGGCCUGUGCUGUGGUUCAGUCUCUGGGCAGGUUUAUGGCUGCGUACUUCAUCAACCAUCCGCUCUUCAUCCUCCCGCCACACAACGUGGACGUGCUGCCGCCUCUUCACUUACCACACGAUGCUAGUGGACGUGUGGUAGAGUUGUGUCAGACCCGUGUGUCGCUGGCGGUCCGCUCCGAGCAGCUCUCGGCGCUGUGGACGGUGGAUUACGCUCUGGAGCUGCUCCUGCUGGGGGGAUUGAUGCCUGAGGCCUCGUGGAUGGCCCUGCGGCUGGGAGACUGGAAGAUGGCAGCCGCCCUCGGCCUGGCCUACACCAACUACUGCAGCGGACACUUAGACUUCAGCAGCCUGCGUUGGAGAGAGCUGCACCUUCCCGCCGAGCUGAAGCCUGCAGAGAUAUUCCAGGAUCAGCUGGAGAUGUUACUGCGCCGAAUGGCUGGGUCUGAAGGAGAUGCUAACACAGGCACAGUGGGUGUUGAGGACAUGGAUCUGGUUCAGGACUCUGUGCAGGAGAUCCUGAAGGCGUCCGUCAUGGCGGAGGUGGACGUCAUCUCUCAGCCUCUAACACGACUUCUGGACGCAGCCAAAGAGCGAGCGAUGUCACUUCCUGCACUGGUUCCUCCUGCGUUCUACCUGCCUGCUCCUCCUCUGUACUGUCCACAGCCUUCACCGAACACACAGGACUCUGUGAGAGAUGCCGCUCUGGUUCUGGAGAGAGAGUCUCGCUGCCAGGUUUCUGGGCUGGUUCAGAAGGUUCUGAUGCUCUUCAGAGCGGCACACAGCUCUCGGCCCGCGGCGCAGUGGUACAUCAGCAACCUGCAUCGCUGCAGACACCUACUGCACAAGAUCUGUAAGAAAGCGUCUGAACCCAAAGCAGAAUUGGUUCCUGAUGGACUGAGGAAAUUCUCCACUCAUCGUGGUUUCUUCCAAUCAGGGCCCAGCAAAGACAUGGAUAGUGUCACUACGCAAAUCAUAAUAUGUUUCCGUGAGUUGUGUGCACUUUGCUGGAUGCUCCAUGUGAGGGACCAGCUCAGCAUCUCCUGUAGAAGGUACCAGGCUGCAAGGCAACAGGAGAAAGACACUCAGGUCAGUGACGCGAGUGUGUCGGAUCUAUGCGUUGAAGCUCUUUGUUGGGCGCGCCGCCUCCUGCCGUUCUGCCAUUUCCUGAACGCAGAGGAAACCCUGCAGGACUUAGUGCUCAGCCUGCUGUCUGAACUGCCGCCCAGUCGUUUGACGGCAGAAACUCUAGCAAAAGUGUUUCCGGAUGAGACGGAGUCUGUUCGCGUGCCGCUGCGGGAUAAGUACAUGUCGCUGGUGCAGAGACUGAGACCUGUGAUAGUGCCAGACACCUGGACACCAGAUGUGCCUCCAGGAAGCGAGAGGGAAGAUGAGGGCGGCGAUACCAUGAUGAUUCUGAUCCAGGAUCAGCUGAGGCAGCGACGCCGGGAGCUUCGGCGCCUGGUAAAGUACCUGGGUGCACCGGAGCCGUACCUGUGGGAGAGAGAGGAGGAGGAGGACAGGGGAGGUGCUGCCUCCAUACUGAAGCGCCUCUCUCUCGGGACUAGUUUGAGUGACAGCACGCUGACGGACUGUGGGCACCCCCUAGUGUACAGUGAAGGAGACACGGCCGAGACGCUGUCGGAGCCUCUUUCCCCAGAGCUGCAGACCAAAUCUGCACACAGUUCUAAGACAGCAAAAUUUCUGGAUGCACCUGAGAAAUCAACACAAGAAAGAAAAGGAGAUAAUAGAUCCGGCGCAGUGGAACCCAAAGCACCAGACUCUACUGUACCCACGGUGGGAACCUGGGAGUUUGAGCUGGAGGAUGAGGAGUACACGCGCUUCCUAGAUUUGUUCCUCAGCUACAUGCUGGGAAAAGACAGACUGGACGCUGAGGAGUCCGAGCUGCCUUUACUGAGUGCUUUCUCACAACAGCUGCGUACUAGAGAGCUGCACUCGGUGACCUUUGACGUGCUGACCACUCUCAAACGCCGUCAGAAGGAUCGGAAACGAAGUGCGCAAUUACCCCUCUUCCAUGCCGGUCACUGCUUCCAAACUCUCCCGGUUACUCCCAGACCUCCGCCGUCCAUCGGGCCGGUUCAGUCCGACGCUCAUUCUACGCCCCCUCGGGCUCUUCCUGGACUCCAUACUGGGAAACAUCAAGGUCUUUUUGCCCUUCGUCGACAUGCUACCUUAACGUCCAAAGAUGUUAAAGUAAAUCCGAUUGGCACAGACGUCGAGUCAACAGGCUUUAAGAUCCUCUCUCAGGAUGAAUUAGAUGUUCAGAUGGAGCUGGACUCCUCUCUGGAGGCCCGGUUUCCUCAGCUGGCCCGGCUGCUGGAGUGGAUGAUGCGCUGGGCCGACAGGCGCGUUCUGCUCUCUCAGCCAAUCAGAAAGACCUCAGAGGGCUCCGGUGAUCCGGUGGUCAUCAGGGUCAAAGCCUCGACCCCUGCAGUGCUGACAGCGCUGGAGCUGCUAAAGCGGAGGUACAGCGCCGCCCUGCUGGGAGAAAACUCAGAUCACUCCCAUUCUAAGAGGGAGGAGUCUGUCGCUCAGCCAAUCACAGGCUGGAGGCGGGACAGAGAAAGCAGUGUGGACACGGGUUACCCGGGGUCAGCAGGGACGCCCAUCACACUCCCGGAGCUGGACGUCCAAGACGCGCGUGAAGCCGAGGAGGAUGAGGAGGAUCAGCUGUCUGAACGUGAGGACACCGUGAUCUCUGAUGACAUCACACAGACGUCUGCAGCUGCUGACGUUUUGUUUACAGAUGAGAGCAGCGCCACUGAUGUCACCGAGGGAUCGUGGGCCAAUCAGAGCGGAGCUCCCAGAGAUCAGGCAUUAACACUCUCUGAUCUACAGCGUCCAGACACAGAUGAACAUUCAUCUCAAUCACAAUCGGAGGAAAAACACAUCUCCUGUGCGUCGCUGGACAGACCUGAGCUCGUUCAGCAGACAGACGCGCCGUCGUUACCCAUGAGACCCGGCGCUGAAGCCCCUCACAGUGAACCCCAGGCGCAGACGGACCCCGUCAGACAGCUGCUCCAGGACGAGCUCUUCAGACUAGUGCAGCUGCAGCAGAUCAACCACAAGACUCACACACAUUUUUUUAGACACACCAACCUCCCAACACGAGCCAGCGGACCGGAAAGGGUUAAUAACGACCAGGAUUUACUUCCUGUGAAUGUGAAUUGUGGAUCUGAUCUGAAUCCACGUAAUGAGAUCGAACAGAGAAACCCAGCCCGCAAACCUCAGGAAGUCCAGCAGUUGAGCAUCCACUCUGAUUGGCCGGAGGACUCUGAUUCUCACGACAGAAGUUUGAUUCCCAACGUCAUCAGUUUGAUCCCGACGUCUCGGGGGCUUCUGAGGACUGCUGAUAAUCAGACGUCUCUGCCGGCGUCCGCUGAAGCUCCAGUCACACACAGACUCAGACUCCUGCAGCUGCCUCCUGCUGCUCCUGUGAGGGAGGCCUGGGGUCCAAAGCUCCCCCCCGCUCAGUCUGACCCCUCCUGUGUCCAGAGAGCAGCGCCAGCACACACCGCUCCUCCGUCUCUCUUUCAGACGCGCCGCUGUAGCGCUCAGACGAGUCGAGGAGCUCCUGCUCCUGCUCUUCCUCUGCUGCGCUUUCACCCAGACACCCAGCGGCCCGUGACGCUGCCUCAUAUCCCACAAUCCACCACGGCAAACCUGCCCAGAAUUCAGCUGCUGCACAGAGAGCCGGAUCCACCCGCCGCUGUAGAGCGCUUCAGCACGGCUCCGGUCCGAACAGCUCGUCUCAUCCCGCUGCAGGAGCUGCUGAGAUGGACCGCAGCGAGGCAGAGGGGCGCUGAGACCAAACUACAGCUCUUAAAGACCCACCCCGUCCCGGAGAACAAGAGCACAAGCAGCCCAUCCAUCAAGAGACGCAAGAGGAGAGAAGAGAAGAAGAAGGAGGUGAAGAUUGCAGUCAGUUUCAGACCAGAGGACUCCAUCAUUCCUCCGUCUCUGGAUCACAAAACUCCUGCAGAAGAUGUUCCAGAUCAGAACGACGACGGCUACACCUUUCCUUCAGGCUCGUGUGACUCGGAGUUGUCUGGACAGCGGUUGUUGGACAGGGCUUGGGUCACUUCGGCUGAGCUGCAUGCCUUCGCCUCCACGCAGAAGAGAGCUCCAGAAAUCCAGGACGCCUGUACAAACACCGAGGCGGAACCGUCUCGCCUCUUCACAGAUGAAGCCGUGUCCGUCCAGCUGCCUUCAUCUCCCAGCAUGCCAUCUGCUCCUGGAGGAGGGCUGACAGACGUUGCUCCAGUCGUUCCUCCAGAUGUUUUCUUGAAUCUUCGCUACUCUAAAGAAAAAUCAUUAGAUCCGGAGAACCGAGGCACGGCGGAGUCUGACGUAGAUCUUAAUCCAGAGGGACGACGGUUCAUCAACGUGAUCGAUCUGACAGACGACUCUCUGCUUCAGAACCCGCCCUCAUCUGCUCAGCUCCACCUACUAGCGGCGUCUGUCGUAAACCCCGCCCACAAACCUGAUUUAAGCUCCGCCCCUAACAACACAGAGCACUUCACAGAGAGUCUGGCUGGAGAGAAUCCAGGUCCCUCAGUAGUGUGCGUGUCUCCUGAAACCGUUCUCGGCGGAGACCCCGUGACUCUGAGCGUCCUGACGAGGAUUCGGUCGUCUCCUCCGAGCGCUCUGAUGUCCAGGAGUCAGAUCUCAGCGCGGCUCUCAGAGAUGGACGCUCAGCUGCUCAGACUGCAGAGCAUCGCCGAUCACAUGGACAGAGAGUUCGCCAGCACCAGACUGCUGGUGAACACUAUCGAGACACUGAGUCCUUCAGCGACGGAGAAGAAACCUCAGUCCAGCUCUCUCAGAGUCAUACAGGAAGUGAGGAGUUACUGUCCUUCCCCGCAUCGGUUUGGAGCGAUGGCUGAGCCAGAGAGAGAAGAUGAGGAGGUCUGGUCUUCUUCUGCAUUGACCCGAAGCUCAGUCCAUCACGAGCGCUUUCCUCCGACAGUGAAACUGGAGCAGCGCGAGCGAGAUGCGGAUCCUGAUUUGACAGAGUCUUUGCUUGAGAAUCCUGUGAAGCCGGCGGAGGAGACUCUCGGCGUCAGCGGCCUCAGUGACGUCAAGGACAUUCUGUGUGAGUUAAUCAGAGACGGCGCUUUAUCUCGAUCAGCGCUGGAUCUGUCCCGAUCGGGAAGGCUUCAUCUGAGCAGGUCAGAGGUCGAGCCGAGCGGAGCCAUGAUGGAGGAGGAGCGCAGGGAUCUGAGGAUGUGGAUGAGGAGGAAACAGAGAGAACGACUGAUAGAGUACAGAAAACAGAGAGAAGAGAAGAGAGAGAGAGAGCGCAGACCCUUCAUCUCUCCAGCUAAACACCGGAAUCCGACCUCUGUGGAUCUGGCAACCAGCAAGAGAACCAAAGAAGAGCGAGACAGGCUGCUGCUUCAGGAGCAUCGUGAGCAGAGAGCGCGUGACGCCUGCGGUCUGAUUUCUGAGUGCUCACCACAAACCCACAGCAGAGCCUCAGGAUCAGCACUCAGUCCUCCGGGAAAAAGAAGAGGAUUCCCAGGAGUCCGAGCGGACCACAGGCUUCUCUGGGGAAAACCGUCACGCUUCAGAGGAAAUCUGCAGCCAGAACCCUCGGCUCCUAGCGGCAGACUCGGCCUGCACAGACCAGCCAGCGCUCUUCCGGCUGAUCGGUUAUCCCAGGUUACUCGCCGCGGGAUGCUGUCCGACCCCAAGUCCAGACGAGACACGAAGACCGUUCAUCAGAGUAAGAACAGUUUGAAAAAACAGAGAGCAGUGAAAGAGAACGAUCAGACGCACGAGAGACACGAUAAAGAGCAUCAGGACAUCAGACCGGGCUGUGAGGAUCUGGAUGAAGAGUGGACAGAUGAGGAUCUCCUGCGGGAUCUGGAUCUGGAAGCUCUUUCUCAAAGCAGCGGCAGCGUCCUGAGCAAACUGGACUGGGCCGCCGUCGAGAGGAUCGUGGCCGAGCAGUGAAGGAGAUGUUUCCACUGCUGCCGUCUGUGUAUCAUCUGCUUCAUGUCUGUUUGAGCAGAAUAAACAGGGAUCUCUGGCA